UAUGGUCGCCGGCCGGCCGUUGCAGGUUUCAGGACUGGGGAUUGGAGAAGGGGUGGGGUGACACUACUGAGACAUGCAGAGAAACACUCAACUUCCUCUCGGAAGUGCUCCAGGCGCCGGAUCCUAUCAACAUGGAGAAGUUCUUCAGCAGGGUGCCGUCGGUGUUCAACAUCGUCAUCUUCUCCAUCCACGGUUACUUUGGUCAAGAGAAGGUGCUUGGGUUGCCCGAUACCGGCGGUCAGGUGGUUUACAUCCUGGACCAAGUUAGAGCUCUUGAAGAGAAACUUCUGCAAAGAAUCAGGAAGCAGGGCCUGAAUGUUACCCCAAAGAUUCUUGUGUUAACAAGACUCAUACCGGACGCAAAGGGCACCAAGUGCAACGUUGGGCUUGAACCGGUCGAGCACACUAAGCAUUCAAGCAUCCUCCGUGUGCCAUUCAAGACCAAUGAUGGGAAAGAUCUUCGCCAGUGGGUCUCCCGGUUUGACAUUUACCCUUACCUGGAGAGAUAUGCCCAGGAUUCUUCUGUCAAGAUUCUUGACAUUCUGGAGGGGAAGCCAGACAUGGUCAUCGGAAAUUAUACCGAUGGCAAUUUAGUAGCAUCCCUCUUGUCGAGCAAACUCGGGGUCACCCAGGGAACAAUUGCUCAUGCUCUUGAGAAGACAAAGUACGAGGACUUAGAUGUCAAGUGGAGAGAAAUGGACCACAAGUAUCACUUCUCCUGCCAACUUACUGCUGACAUGAUCGCCAUGAACACUAGCGACUUCAUCAUCGCUAGCACCUACCAGGAAAUAGCCAGAAGCAAAGACAAACCUGGCCAGUAUGAGAGCCACUACGCCUUCACAAUGCCAGGGCUGUCUCGCUACGCCACAGGCGUCAACGUCUUCGAUCCCAAGUUCAACAUCGCCGCCCCUGGUGCUGAUCAAUCCGUUUACUUUCCAUUCACACAAAAACAGGCUGGGCUGACCGACUUGCACCCUCAGAUCGAGGAGCUACUCUACAGCAAGGAGGACAAUAAUGAACACUUAGGGUACCUAGGGGACAGGAGCAAGCCAAUCAUCUUCUCCAUGGCAAGGCUCGACAAGGUGAAGAACAUAACCGGGCUGGUCGAAUGGUACGGUGAGAACAAGAAGCUCAGGGACCUUGUCAACCUGGUCAUCGUUGGGGGACUCCUGGAACCAUCACAGUCAAACGACAGAGAAGAGACCGAGGAGAUCAACAAGAUGGACAGCUUGAUGGACAUGUACCAGCUCAAGGGACAGAUCUGCUGGAUCAAAGCACAGACCGAGCGCGUGUGCAACGGUGAGCUGUACCGUUGCAUUGCAGAUACCAGGGGCGCCUUCGUUCAGCCUGCACUCUACGAGGCAUUUGGACUAACGGUCAUCAAGGCGAUGAACUGCGGGCUGCCAACAUUCGCGACAAAUCAAGGAGGACCAGCAGAAAUCAUCGUCAACGAGGUUUCGGGUUUCCACAUCAACCCGCUCAACGGCAAGGAGGCAAGCGACAAGAUCGCAGCCUUCUUUCAGAAAUGCAAGGAGGACCCCACCUACUGGAACAAAAUGUCCACUGCCGGACUCCAGCGCAUCUAUGAGUGUUACACGUGGCAGAUUUACGCGACUAAAGUUCUGAACAUGGGGUCGAUGUACGGCUUCUGGAGGACUCUGAACAAGGAAGAGAGGUAGGCCAAACAGCUCUA
Messenger RNA from Triticum aestivum (bread wheat), 1693 nucleotides. RefSeq names its product sucrose synthase 6. The coding region runs from base 132 to 1679 and encodes 515 amino acids. The record is from RefSeq and is a predicted model, not a curated record. NCBI's taxonomy places the organism in Eukaryota, Viridiplantae, Streptophyta, Magnoliopsida, Poales, Poaceae. Gene Ontology annotation, biological process: sucrose metabolic process. The transcript is spliced from 9 exons. Gene Ontology annotation, molecular function: sucrose synthase activity.